AUGGCUAAUACCCAUUCAUGGGCAAGUUUUUUGACGGCUUUAGAAUCCCGUGGCGUUUCAUUCCAGCAGGUGCAACAUGCUUCAGACAGGCGCGCUGUCAUUGUUGCAGCGGGGUUCACAGAUCCCAUCAGCAUCGCUAUACUGGAGACCGAAUGGAUGAAGCGUAGCGCAGCCGCUCCCGCUGGCUCAGCCCCAGUUGCUGGAAAUGCCGCACGCACCGCGGUGCCAGCAGCAACAGCAGUAGCCGGGUCCACAUCGAUGAGCCCUUACUUUGCAGAUUACACGAAGCUAGAGGACGUGCCGGAAGAGAUCCAGGACCGUGUAGUGACGGCGGAGGUCUUGGCUGCAGUCGUCGGGCACGGUGGAUCACUUCUGCAGGCCUCACGUGACGGCUUUGUGGUCUCGCGGCACGUGCCGAUCACGAUGCGCAGCUUGUGCAAGACAAUUAUCCCCGUUGCGGAUGCCUUUGUUGCUCUCCGCAAGGUAGAGCGUGCGGAGUACAUUGGCAAGAGUCUUGUAGCGAUGGCCCUCGGGGAGGUGGUCUCAGAGGUGUGUACGAGCUACGCGCACGAGGUUGCCAACCUUCAGCGGUGGGCGCAGAACCGUGCAAUGCCAUUAAUGGGUGUUAUCUCGGAGGUGAUGCGCGCCGGACACCACAUUGUGCGACUACGGCAAGUGCUGCCAACAGACGCCAUACUGGAAGAGGAGGGGACACUCUCAAUGGCGGGUUGGCGGCUCCUCAACCACAUCCAUGAGCAGGCGGAGAAGUGCUCAGGUAGCAAGGAGGAUGACGAACUUCUACUGCUCCUGUUGCGCCGGGCAUCGGUGCCAUACUUGCGUGUGCUGCACCGAUGGAUGCACGAGGGUGUGCUGGAAGACCUGUACGGGGAGUUCUUCAUUUCUGAGGCUCGCCCGCUAUCCAGCACCACCACCACAGCAACAUCAACAACAAUGCUGAUGGCAGCCACUGGUAGUGGCAUCAAGAGCUCUGUGAGCCGCAUCUUCCCGAACUCUACUGGCGGUGAUGACUACGGUGAGGCGGCUGCUGAGGAAGCGAUGGCAUUUGAACGACGUUUUUCAAUGAAUAAAAACAUGAUUCCGAGCUUCCUACUAGCGAGUUCAAAAAUCGCCAAGAUGGUGUUCUACACCGGGAAAUACUGCUGUCUUUUGCGUGAAUACAACGGGAGCCUUCCCGUGUUCGGAGAUGUCGCGGAGAAUAUCCUUCUCUGGUCUGGUGCUGAUAAGUUGCUGCGCAUGGUGGAGGAAUCAUAUGAGAUUGCCAGUGGGGAGGUGCUGCAGCUCUUCUUGGGAUCACAAGUAGAUCUUCUUGGACACCUGUCUUCGUUAAAGUGCUACUUCCUUCACCAGCGUGGCGACUGGCUGGUUGACUUCCUUGACAGUGCGGAGGAACUCCUCGUCAAAUCACCUGUGCAGGUAAAAGUUCACUCGGUGCGGGUGCUCCUUCAGGCGGCGAUUUCAAAAUGCUGUGGGACCGACCUCUACCACACUGCCAUUGGUUGCAGCUUCUCUGAUAGUACCAUUGAGCAAUACGUUAAUGGCUCCUUCGAGCAGCAAUCUGAUGAGCAACCUCCGCGAGGUUCAUCCGGCAGGCGGAGUGCAAUGCACAUAGAAACGCAUCGCUGUAUUGAGCUACUCCAACUAGAGGCUGAUCUCAAGUGGCCACUCACAAUGGUUCUUGACCCUCCUGUUUUAAAACAUUUCAACGUCAUCUUUCGCCUCUUCACAUGGCUAAAAAUGUGCGAACGGAACCUCACCACGGCGUGGACAGAGGGUGAAGGUCAACAGUAUCACCCGCAGGCGUAUGGUAUCAAACACCAGUUUAUUCAAUUUAUCCGCCAGUUCCAAUUUUACGCUGCGCAUUUUGUUGUAGAGCCGCUCUGGGGACGCAUGAUGGGCCGCAUCGGCCAGGCAGAAAGUAUCUUCGCUGUUAGCAAUGCUCUGCACGACUUCUUUGAGGGCGUAGAACUCGGCCUUGUGCUCUCGAGCACCCAUCGCUUCCGCAGUCUCGCACGCAUGCUCGAGAUUGCCUCUAGCUUCAGUGAGAUGGGGCGGCGGGAAGUGCUGGCGCGCCUCACCGCUGAGCAGGUGCGUGACACGCUGCAGAGCGUUGAGGAGAAGUUCCUCAAGUCACUCUCUGAGCUUGCCUCGCCUGUUGGCGCGGACUACCCGCAGCUCAUUCCGCUGCUGACGUGGAUUGACUUCAGCGGGUUCUACGACCGCAACGGUGUGUAUCGUGUGCUCUACGCCGCGGGUUCGUCAACGGAGCCCAUGUCUGCUGCAUCUGCGGAGCGUCGUCGUCGUUAA
This is a messenger RNA of Trypanosoma grayi, 2325 nucleotides long. Its product is annotated as gamma-tubulin complex subunit. Gene Ontology annotation, cellular component: centrosome; equatorial microtubule organizing center; spindle pole. Gene Ontology annotation, molecular function: microtubule minus-end binding; gamma-tubulin binding. Lineage: Eukaryota; Euglenozoa; Kinetoplastea; Trypanosomatida; Trypanosomatidae. The record is from RefSeq and is a predicted model, not a curated record. The transcript has a single exon. The coding region runs from base 1 to 2325 and encodes 774 amino acids. Gene Ontology annotation, biological process: cytoplasmic microtubule organization; mitotic cell cycle; meiotic cell cycle.